AAAACGUCACGCAAUAUUUGCAAUCAAAUUCAUCAAGAUGUCUCUUCGGCGGGCUUUACAUUUUGUCUUUAAAAUUGCCAACAGAAACGAAACGAUGAAAUUCUAUCGCGAAAUUCUGGGCAUGAAGGUUUUGAGGCAUGAAGAAUUUGAAGAAGGAUGUAAAGCUUCAUGUAAUGGACCCUAUGAUGGCAAGUGGAGUAAAACAAUGGCAGGAUUUGGACCAGAGGAUGAUCAUUUUGUUGUGGAACUGACAUACAACUAUGGAAUUAAAACAUAUCAGCUAGGAAAUGAUUUUCAGGGAAUAACUGUGCACUCAAAGACUGCUGUGUCAAAUGCAAAGCAACACAGCUACCCUGUCACGGAAGAAAGAGAAGGUUGUCUCACUGUCAAAGCACCUGGGGGUUACAAGUUUACUCUGGUAGACCAGGAUGUUAUUGGUGAUCCAGUAAAAAAAGUUUCCCUUGGAGUUUCAGACCUUGCCAAAUCUUUACUAUACUGGCAAAAUUUAUUGGGGAUGACACUGUAUGAAAAGACAGAGACAACAGCAUUGUUAGGCUAUGAUUCAGACAAGUGUAAGCUUGAACUUAUUCACCUUGGACACCCAGUUGAUCAUGCAACCGCAUUUGGACGCAUUGCUUUCUCAUGUCCAAGCAAACAGUUGCCAGAGAUUGAAUCUUUGGUGAAAAAUGAAGGUCAUACAAUACUUACACCACUUGUCAGUUUGGACACGCCAGGAAAGGCCACAGUGGAAGUGGUUAUCUUAGCUGAUCCGGAUCGACAUGAAAUUUGUUUUGUUGGCGAUGAAGCAUUUAGAGAGUUGUCAACAGUGGAUCCAAAAGGAGACGAACUUCUUGAUACAGCGAUGGCAGAAGAUAAGAGUGAUGAGUGGUUUGCCGAAGUUGCCUCAGGAAAGAGAUGGACACCGAAAAAGAAAAAGUAAAAAAUAAAAAUUCUGCACGGAAUGAUUUUAGAACGUGUUCGGACUUUAGAACUGUGUUUAGUUAGAUAGCGCUAAAAGAAUAAAAUCCUUACAGAUAGUUAAUACAAUCAUUUUCCAUAGUUUAGUAAUUUAGAUUGAUUCAAGAAGAAGGUUCUUGUAACAAUGUUCCCUUUCUUUGCUACGUGCUACGUAAUGAAGAAACUUAUAUUUUACUUUGUAAAUGUCGAGCCCGUAUAGCGACGUUCUCUGUUGGUCAGGUUUGUUGCCAAAAUUUUUCAUGGGCCUUUCUCUGGAUUACCAUCGCAGGUUCAACCGUUUAAAUUUUAUUGGUUAUUUAUUCCUUUAUUAAAAACGUACAUAAUCUAAAAACACGUACGUAAAUUUAUUUCCAUGCAUCUUGUGUUAAGAAAUAAAAGUCAAAUCAGUGG
Molecule: messenger RNA, 1368 nt
Organism: Pocillopora verrucosa
Lineage: Eukaryota; Metazoa; Cnidaria; Anthozoa; Scleractinia; Pocilloporidae
Product: glyoxalase domain-containing protein 4-like
Source: RefSeq, a predicted model, not a curated record